This is a messenger RNA of Lactuca virosa, 303 nucleotides long. NCBI's taxonomy places the organism in Eukaryota, Viridiplantae, Streptophyta, Magnoliopsida, Asterales, Asteraceae. The record is from the annotation of a GenBank genome assembly.
AUGUGUAUCAGUAUACAGAAAUGUAAUCAUAAAUAUCAUGAGAGGCAUAAAAAAUCAUAUCAUCAACUGACUUCAGAAAAAAAAACCAAAAAACCAAAUGCGUACUUGUUGUUGUGGAGGUCGACAUUGCCAGAGGCUGAGAAGGCGUCGAAGUCGCCUGAGGAAGCUGCUGAUUUCAGAAAACCCUCUUCCCGCCUACGUCUCAAAGGAAAAGCACAUCACCCAAUCCACCCACUAUCUUCUGGCGAUUUUUUCCCAGAUUUCGAAUCGGAUCCAAGAGUAGGCGGAGAAAAGUUUGAGUAG